This is a messenger RNA of Aaosphaeria arxii CBS 175.79, 1935 nucleotides long. RefSeq lists its product as uncharacterized. Gene Ontology annotation, biological process: adenylate cyclase-activating G protein-coupled receptor signaling pathway. The transcript has 3 exons. Gene Ontology annotation, molecular function: G protein-coupled receptor activity. The record is from RefSeq and is a predicted model, not a curated record. Gene Ontology annotation, cellular component: plasma membrane. NCBI's taxonomy places the organism in Eukaryota, Fungi, Ascomycota, Dothideomycetes, Pleosporales. Bases 1 to 1935 code for a protein of 644 amino acids.
AUGGCGCGCUUCAGGGUAAACAUAAAGUGCGACAGUCGACGCUUUUCUUACGUCCACCCAUGCAGUGCAAUGUACAUCCUGCUGCUCCCUCUAGUUGCACUGGCGUCGACGGCAAAUGCCACCCCCGUGCCGAAAUCAAACCUGUCGAGCCACCAAAGCGUCGCCACGUCGAACCCGUUCGGUCGGCGAGCGACUUUCAACGUUAGGGUGGCUGCGGCGACAUGUGCGGCCGUCAGUAUGACGGCGUGCUGCGUUGCGUUCUACUGGUUCUAUCGCAUGGAGAAGCGGUUUAGGCAUCGACUCAUUAUGAUCUUGAUCUUCGGCGAUCUCAUAAAGACGACCUGGCUCUUCAUCUUCGCGAUUGUCUCAAUGUACCAAGGCACGGUGUUUACGACUUCGUCUUUCUGCCAGGCAAGCGGUUUUUUCAUCCAGUAUGGCCUCGAAACUAGUGAUUAUGCCGUGCUGGUCAUCUCCAUACAUGGCGCUUUCCAAGUCUUCCGCCCGUCUGUUGUCUCCCAGAACGACGGACUGUAUAAGUAUCGAAACAUAGUCUAUGCUGGAGCCUUCAUUCUCCCCAUGAUGAUGGCAUCUCUGGCGUUUAUCAACCCGCACUGGGGAUACAUGUCCGUGGGAGCAUUCUGCGGGCUCCCUAUCCGGCCAUUUUGGUACCGACUCGCCCUGAACUGGAUACCGCGAUACAUUGUCGCAGUCGUAAUCCUCGCAUUGGCAAUUGCAAUCUACGCUCACGUCGGUUUCGAGUUUCGAGCUUUUUCGAGAUACGACCACCAGCACAAGACUUCGCUGUCUACGGCCACGCCCAUGCUUUCAGUUGCUGGUGACGCUGAUGCUGCUACUAUUCCUGAAUCCUCGCGGGCCCAAUCUAUGGAUACACAGGCUUUCAAAGGGAGGAGACCGUCCUCUGUCAUGAACGACAUGGUGUCACUCCGCAGGCCGUCGACAGUGAUGUUCGAAACCGACUUGAUUCGGCCUCCACAUACUCCCCUUGAUCUAGAAAGCCGCGCUCAAAGCGCGCCUCCAGAGAUACUACCCGUCGCCCCAGUCCCGCCAUCCAUGCACGUUCUCAGCGAUCUCGCCCUCUCCAGCUUCAAAAUCCAGCCCAGCAAGCCCGAUGGCUCCCUCGAAAACAACCCCUCAAGCUCACUCUCCGCGCUCAACACCCCCGCCGCCAUCGCCGAAGAGCACGCCCCCUCCCCUUUCAGCGACACCGCGCAAUCCCCCAUCCAACGCCAACUCAUCCGGCAGCGCGCCCGGAUCCACCGACAACUCCGCCUCAUGUUCAUCUACCCGCUCGUCUACGUCCUCAUGUGGCUCGUCCCCUUCAUAAUGCACUGCAUGAACUACGACGACCGCUGGGCCGCCCAUCCCGUCUACUGGCUCUCGUUCCUCGCAACCAUCUGCAUCACCCUCAUGGGCGCCGUCGACUGCCUCAUCUUUUCCCUCCGCGAGCGGCCCUGGCGCCACAUCCCCCACUCCGACGGCUCCUUCCGCGGCUCCUUCCUGUGCUGGCGGACGGAGGUCAAUCCCCGUCCGCGCGUCACUCGUCCGAGUGAGGCUCUGCAGCGCGCGCUCACGGAGACGGCGCCGUAUAAUUACUUUUCGCCCAGUGCGACUGUCAUCGAGCAGCCGGUCAAAGCGAAGGUGCCGGGGUUCCCGAAUAUCAUGGACAUGGUGCCGCGUGUGAGGAGUAGUGGGGGCAGUGAUUCGCAAAGGGCGGCGGCGGGGUUGGCGAGGGAGAGGUUAGAGAAGGAGAAGGAGGAUAGGUUGGUGGGGUGGAGGAGUAGGUCGAGGGUGCUUGGUGGGGCGGCGAGUAGGCAUACGUUGGAUGGGAUUGAUAGUCGGGGGGAGGAGGAGGCUGAGAGGCUGGAUGUUGUGGGGGGCGAUGCGGAGAAGGGGAAGGAGAAGGAGAGUGUGUAG